GUUAUUUGAUAAUUAAUAAAGGCUUCAUACUCCUUUAAUGAACUAAUAAAUUAUAACAUAUAAAGACCUUUACGAGAAACAAGUUUAAACAAUUUAGAAUCAAGAUUAGGAUUUAAUUAAUAAAUCUGAAUAAAUCAUCUUUUUUAAAAAUCAAUUAUGCGAAUUAGAAAGCAAAUUAAUUGCUACAUAGGGGAUUCUAUUAAAUAUUUCAACUAGACUUUGUACAUAAAUAAGUACAGAAAUGAAUGAAAUCUUAACAGACUAAACAGUUAGGGAAAGAAAAUCAAAAAGCUUCUUAAGUUUUUAAAAACCAAUAAAACAUAAUAGAAAAUUCAUUGCCUUUUUUAAAAAAUAGAAUAACUGAAUAAAAUGAAUUUGAU
Molecule: messenger RNA, 380 nt
Organism: Paramecium sonneborni
Lineage: Eukaryota; Ciliophora; Oligohymenophorea; Peniculida; Parameciidae
Source: the annotation of a GenBank genome assembly